Aspergillus calidoustus is the source of this 1065-nucleotide messenger RNA. Lineage: Eukaryota; Fungi; Ascomycota; Eurotiomycetes; Eurotiales; Aspergillaceae. The record is from the annotation of a GenBank genome assembly.
AUGGCUACUGCCGACCCACGAACAUCAAAUGCUUCCGAGCCAUUCGAUAUUGUCGCAACGUACAAUGACUUGCUUCGAUCGGACCCAGAUUUAACUAUGCCAAUCGCCGCUAUCGAAGCUUUAGUACUACUUCUUACACACUCCCCUUCCUCCACGAUAUCAGAAACGCUCGACCUUCUAGAAAAAUCCACAGCACACUUGAAGAAAUCGAUCCCAAACCCUAUUGGACUUUCUGCCGGAACGGAUCUUUUCCAACGAUAUCUGAUUACGACACUACAAAGACCGGGUCAGCUAGGCCCAGCGGGCGAUUUCAAUGCUAUAAGGGCCCAUCUGCUUUCCAACAGCCGUUUGUUCAUUCGACGUGCAAAGGAGAGCCGAGAUAAAAUUGCCGCCUUUGGAAGAGGCUUCGUUCGUGACGGCAGCACCGUGUUGACGAAUGGGGGGUCAAGAGUUGUCGCUUCGUUGUUGCAGCAGGCUGCCGACGAAAAGGGCGGGCCAUCGGCUGUACGAUUCAAUGUGAUAUACGUUCUUUCAUCACCAAAGGGUGACAUUGAGAGCCCAACCGCAGAGCCAGAAGGAAUGGAGACAGUACGUGCGCUCCGGGCCCUGGGUGUCCCGGUUGCCACGAUCCCCGAGUCCGCCGUUGCCUAUUCACUAGGAAAGGCGGACGUCGUUAUCGUGGGUGCUGAGGGUGUCGUGGAGAACGGUGGAAUAGUAUCCCGAAUGGGCACCUACCAGAUCGGACUUCUUGCAAAGGCUAUGGGCAAACCUUUCUACGUUGUGGCUGAGAGCCACAAGUUUGUCCGAGUCUAUCCGCUUGGUCAGUAUGACCUUCCCAUUGAGCAGCACGUUAUCGACUUCAAGACGCAAGAAGACGUCGAUACGGCCAAGCAGCAGCAGAACAACUCAGCAAAUGCCUCCAGUACAGCACAAGGCUUGAACUCAGAGUUCCACCCUGACGCGGUAGAUUUUACACCGCCUCAUCUGAUUUCGGCCUUGAUCACAGACAGCGGUGUCUUGACACCAAGUGCUGUCAGUGAAGAGCUGAUCAAAAUCUGGUUCUAA